UGGUUCUUGGUUGACUUGGUUCUUGGUUGCGCGCAUUUAAAUUGUGCACGUGGUGUGUUUUUAUUCCAAAUAAUUGAUUUAUUUUUAAGAAUAUUGUGUUAAAUUUAUUCCAGCGCGAAUAGUAAUAGCAAAGGCCUCAUUUAAAUUCUAUUUAUUCCUUGAAAUUAAAUUAAACGAAGUUACAAUGUAAAUUCUAAGCGUGAUGUCCAAAGAAGGUUAUAGUGCCGAAAAGAAAGAAGGUGACAGUAAAGUGGUUUUAGAGAAGUUGCAAUCGUAUCUCAAGGAUAAGAGGAGUGUGGAAGUUGAAGCGAGCGUUAUUUAUAGCAAGCCGAGCACCAGUUUUGAGCCAAAUCCUCACAGUGCCGUCGACGAAAGUAGUAACGUGUUACGUGACGUAUUGAAUCACAAGAAGGCAGAACUCCUUCGGCAGCCUGAGAUAGUGUCUUUCCUGCAAACUAUAUCUUCCGAUCUCAAGAAGUCGUAG
Molecule: messenger RNA, 484 nt
Organism: Maniola jurtina (meadow brown)
Lineage: Eukaryota; Metazoa; Arthropoda; Insecta; Lepidoptera; Nymphalidae
Exons: 1
Coding region: 203-484 (93 amino acids)
Source: RefSeq, a predicted model, not a curated record